Molecule: messenger RNA, 2113 nt
Organism: Gambusia affinis (western mosquitofish)
Lineage: Eukaryota; Metazoa; Chordata; Actinopteri; Cyprinodontiformes; Poeciliidae
Gene: sav1
Product: salvador family WW domain containing protein 1
Exons: 5
Coding region: 283-1485 (400 amino acids)
Biological process (GO): regulation of cell population proliferation; hippo signaling; apoptotic process
Molecular function (GO): molecular adaptor activity; protein binding
Source: RefSeq, a predicted model, not a curated record
CCGUCAAUGCGCUACACACAUCAAUACGGCAUCUAGUUGUGCUCAAACCGUCCUGCAGGGGGCGUGUGACCAGAUUGGAGGACCAGCGCUGGGACAGGACCAGUGCGACAGGAUAGUCGCUCCCAGUGGCUACAGUUAGCUGGCUAACUGCUGCUAGCUGUUGGACAGCUGAAAAUGUUUACUUUCUGCCAGUUGUUAACGGAGCGGAGGAUGGUAGCAGCGUCGGAGGAUUGUGCCAUGACUUCCCAGUGUCUUGUUGACGACGUUCCCAAGCUUUAAGUUAUGCUCUCACGAAAGAAAAGUAAAAACGAAGCGUCAAAGCCAGCCGAGGUACACGGGAAAUAUGUGAAGAAGGAAACGUCUCCGCUCCUCAGAAAUCUUAUGCCCUCAUUCAUCCGCCAUGGACCCACUAUUCCCAGACGAACAGAGGGGCCCCCUCCGGAGAUGGCGCCCUCUUCCUACUCUGUGGCGACCAGCAGGGAGUCGGUUGUGUCCCGUAACAAGAGCAUCCUCCGCCCACCCGUGCAGAGGUCGCCACACGAAGUGGCCCGCAGAGAGAGCCACCGCAUGUCAGCGCCGCCAUACCUGCCUCGCAGUCUGGGAGACCUGUCCCACGAGUACCGCGGCUCAACGCAAUCCUUCCUCACCGAUGUGAGCCCCAUGUCGGAGAAUGGAGAUGCAGCCAGGUAUUACUACCCAGCUGAACCCUAUUAUGAAAACCAGCAGCAUUGUCAGCCCAGGAGAAUGCAGGAGCACUUCCCUGAGGACUAUAGAUACUAUGAACACAAUGAACACAACUUCCAAAGACUUCCUCACCAACACCCCUCCCCAGCGCCAAGCCGACCCCCCUCAGGCAUAGGUCGAAUACAGGCCAAGUCUCUGGGGAACCUCUCCAGCCUGACCGGUGAUGACUCCCUCCUUCCGGCUGGCUGGACCGUCGACUGGACCAUGGGUGGCAGGAAGUACUACAUCGACCACAACACCAACACUACACACUGGAGCCACCCUCUAGAGAGGGAGGGGCUCCCUCCGGGCUGGGAGAAAGUGCAGUCCGCUGAGUUUGGGGUCUAUUAUAUGGAUCACAUUAACGAAAGAGCACAGUAUCGACAUCCAUGUGCCCCAAGUGUGCCUCGCUACGAUCAGCCGCCGCCCCUGCCGCCUCCUGCCACCUAUCAGCCAGAAAGGAACCAGCCGGUGCUGGUGCCGGCUAACCCGUACCACACGGCUGAGAUCCCAGACUGGCUGCAGGUGUAUGCCCGCGCACCCCUCAAGUACGAUCACAUCUUGAAGUGGGAGCUGUUCCAGCUGGCCGACCUGGACACGUAUCAGGGCAUGCUCAAGCUGCUGUUCAUGAAGGAGCUGGAGCAAAUCGUCAAGUUGUACGAGGUGUACCGCCAGGAGCUGCUGUCGGAGCUGGAGGCCCGUAAACAGCGGCAGCAGUGGUACGGCCAGCAGCCCAACAAGAACUACGGCGGGAACAUGUGACGGCGGUUCUGACGCGCGCCGAGGAACGCCUUCGCCGAGGUCGCGACAGUUUGGGGAGCGGUCCGUAUUUUGCCUUUCACAUCGAGGUUGACUCGUAAAAUGCUUCCUUGCCAAAACAAGAAAAACAUCCGUGCCUUUUUGCUCGAUCCAAAUAAAUAUAUCAGCCAAGAAGUCGAAACACUUCCUGACUGAGAGGAGAAAGAGGGAGAAUCAGCUCAAGUGAUGCUCACUUUAUGAAUGACUGGAAAAGAAAAGCACUUGAAUGAAGACGUCGCCGGUGGACGCUGCUUGUGACGUUUGGAACCACCAACCUGAGACGUGAAUGAUAGUGCAAUUCUUUCUUUCUUUCUUUUUUUUAUUUAGGACUGAGAAGCACUAAGUCUGGAAAUUUGCUGCGAAGCAUCACAAAACUGUGCCUUUAAUAAAAUCAAAUGCAACAUCUUUCCAGGUUUUGCUCUUAUCAUGCUGACAUCAUCUAAUCCGUCUUUGUUUUUUUUUGUUUUUUUUUGUUUUUUUCCCCCCUUGCAAAAAACGCCCGGCAGCUUCUUUUAUUUAAGCACUUUUUUUGUUUUCCUUUUGCUUUGUAACCAUCAUAAACUAAAGUAAAUAAACGUAUGCAUUGCUCUUG